Messenger RNA from Ostrinia furnacalis (Asian corn borer), 6458 nucleotides. It is a transcript of the gene PTP-ER, whose product is annotated as Protein tyrosine phosphatase-ERK/Enhancer of Ras1. The transcript is spliced from 4 exons. Gene Ontology annotation, biological process: signal transduction; protein dephosphorylation. The record is from RefSeq and is a predicted model, not a curated record. Bases 237 to 5108 code for a protein of 1623 amino acids. Lineage: Eukaryota; Metazoa; Arthropoda; Insecta; Lepidoptera; Crambidae. Gene Ontology annotation, molecular function: protein tyrosine phosphatase activity; protein kinase binding. Gene Ontology annotation, cellular component: plasma membrane; cytosol; cell junction.
AAAAGAAAUAUGGCCGACUCACAUAACGUCAAAACUUUAGAGACGACAGCUUACUCAGAAAACGUGCGAUAAUUCGUAGAAAAUUUAACGACAAGUGAUUUUUUAGUGCCAGUGACGUGUAUUAGUGGUUGUGCUAAAGUGGCGUUGAUCAUUCUACGACACAAGUUUGAUGGUGACCGCAAGAGCGAUCCCGAUUUUCAUAACAGUGGAUAAAUGCACGAUGUGAGGCGCGGGGCAUGUGGGGCGCGGAGGCGGGCUGGUGGUGCGGCGCGCUGGCGGCCGCGGCGCUGCUGCUGCUUGCCGCGGCCGUGCGCGCCGCCUGCCGCGAGAGGGCGCCCAAGCACGCUCAGGUGCACGUAGUCCGCUGGGAGCCGCUGGCGCGCGCGCCGCGCCUCGCCCGCGUCCCGCGCCCGCGCGCCGCCCCCCUCGUCCGCCUCGCCCUCACCGGAGCGCCCCCUAACGACCGCCCCACUACCCCGCCCCAGAUCAUAAUAGUAAACAACUCCACGCAAACCACAAUCGCUCAAGGAGACAACGCUGCUCCUACCACUUCCUCUUCAAACUCUAAUCCUCCCCAAAACCAACCCUCGACCUCUUCCGAAUUCAAGGGAAUCCCCAAACUACCGCUGCCAGAACAGUGGCUUCAUAAAAGGUCAUUAGACUGCAAGUAUUCCUCUACAAUCCCGAGACCGUUAGCCCAAAUUGUCAACUCGGAAUUGGGCGCGGAAUUGACGCAGGAAUCCCGCGCGAAGAAGUACAGCGCGACCCGAUCCCCGUCGUUGGAGAAAGACGACAAAUCCCCUUUCCCGAGUAGCGCCAAGUCUGAUAACGAGGUGUUCGGCUUCGAGCCGGAAGCAGUUAAGAAACUGGAGGACGAAGCCAAGAAAGAGACGGGCGAUAUGGCGUCGCCCAAAGAUCCAGGAGAUAGAGGCCAGGAGUCUCCAGGAAACCUUAGGAGGUUCCGAUCGGUCAGCACCAGGUUAAACAUGUGCAGUGUGAACGAAAACCCUCUAUUAGAAGGUCAGCAGGAAAGAUUGGAAAUGCAGAAUAGCCCGAGAAUACUAGAGUGCAGCUCAGCUAAAGAGAAAUCUUCGGCUCCCAAAUUCGACUUCUCGCCAAAGAUAUUCGCUGACAGUAUCAGCUCCCCGCGAUUCUUCACUCCCCCCGAAACAGUUUCUCCAAUGUUCUUCGCUGAGCCUUCCCCUAAAUCGGUCUACUACGACACUGUUAGAUCUCCAAAAUUCUUCCCCGAAACGCCUAGAGAUGCAGAAGUUCCUCAAUCGCCAAGAACCUUAGGUAGUAAUUUGAACAGAAAUGGCUUCGAGAAGCCCAGUUCACCCGGAAUAUUACUAAGCGCCAAACCCAGUCCCAAAGUACAUAUUUGCAAUAAGGAGAAUUAUUUCACAUUCGAACAAAUCGCACUUUCCGAAGACAUAGCGAGAGCUUCCCCUAGACCGAAGAAGUACGGAGGGAGGAAUUCCAUUGAAAGGGAAAGAUUCACACCCCCAGCUGACAAAGAAGUCAAGAAAUACAGGAGACAUAACAGUUGCGACACGAACUAUAAGAAUAUCGAACUAAAUAUUACGAAAUGCGACGACAACAAAGCUAUGGAAGACAAAGAACUGAUCGACAAAGAUGUGGUCGACUGCUGUGCCAAAAUAGCUACUCUGCAAGUGGAGACAAAGCUCGAAGUCGAUAAAAACGAGUUGACGCCAACGCAUUCGAAUUCAGCGCAAAUGAGACGACAGAGGUUAAAAUCUAUUUCUCUCGACUCUGACAAUGCUAAAAUAAUAGAACAGAAUCUAGGUCUACCUAUAGCUAAGCAAAUGAAAGAUCAGAUGAACGAGGCGUAUAAAAAUCAGGAUAUUAGUACAUCGUGUGAGAGCAUGGAGAGGAGAGGAGGCGAGGAGUAUCCUAGAUCGCCUCCCAGAGAUCGGCCAGUGUUCAAAUUCGAGGAGGAAGCGAAAGACAAAACAUCCGAAGAAGAAGAACCUAAAUCUCCUGAUCUUAAACAAAAGAAGUGUCUCAGACAGAGUUCAGACACGCAGUCGUUUAUAGACAUGCCUAGAUUCUCGCCUAAAGAAUUUGAAAUCACCGUAACGUCCGAAGAAGGUGCAACGACUCCUGCUGAAACGCAAACGAAACGCAAAGGGAAGAACUUGCGAAACCUAACAAUAGAUUUGACGAAACGCGACAGUGAAUUGGAGAAAGAGUUGUUGGAGUUUGAGAAACUUUACACAGACGCGGAAGAGAAGAAAGUUAAGACUCCGACGUUGAAAGUAAAAGCGACGUCUUUAGAUUCCUCGGAGACGGUGAACCUAUCGUUACCUCAGAAGAAAACAUUGGAUGUUCCUCAGAAUUCUGUAUCAGUUCCUAACACGCCUAAAAGGCAACUUAAAAGAAUUUUAGCGCAGAAGAAUGUAAAGCCUGACUUCUCUGGUGGCAAGAUGGGGUAUAACUCCAUCCAGUCUUCAGCUGAGCAGAGGCGUCUUUAUAUGAAGGGUCAGGACAGCGGGAUAUAUCUAAGAGAGAACCACGCUACAUUAAUGCUAUAUCAACCUGGUCCGUCCCGAUUGGGUUCCCGUACUAUGGGCUCGUUUGAAGAAAACGUUUCGGACAUGGAAAGACCAGAAAUCAAUAUAUCAGGCUCAGAUAAUCGAUACCAUAUGGAUUCCGGACAAACGUUAGGGUCGAAUUUGUUGAAUUACAAACAGAAUUUGAGCGUGUCCAGUACAAACUUGAAGACGUUACCAGAGGGUGUGCCCUCAGAUGAUUUUGAACCCAGUGCGGAAGAUGAGAAGUUUGGAAAGAAGCUGCACAGGCGGAAUUCCAAUCAGAGCCUUAUGCUGAGCGCACACAGUCUGCAAUCGUCUAACUGUUCUUUAAGCAGUGCGGGUGCUUCGUGCCACAAUUUGGCUACAGUCCGAACCAGUAUAUCAAACUUCAGUCUCAAUUCUGACAACCGCCAAAAGAAAUUGUCUUUGGAAAGACGAGAUUCGAACGCGUCUUUGGCAAAUGCUGAACAUUUGGCGCCUGCCGCUAGAGUGAUUUGUUCUUCAAACACAAAUGUGUCUGGUGAGGGUUCUAAAAACUGCCUUUUACAGCGUCGCGGGUCGAAUAACAGCCUGACAUUGAACAUUCACUCUUCAAACACGCUCAGCCGCCAUUCUAGUAACACUUCUCUGAAUAAGGACUCCAAAUCCGGCCAAAAGAAAGGCCUUCUAGAACGCCGAAGCUCAAACACCUCCCUAACAUUAAAUAUCAACAAUUCGAAUCCUCAGCUAUCAGUAAAUAAAGGACUCAGCAUUUCGAACUAUAACCUCAACGGAUCCACUUGUAAUUUGAGUCGAUAUAACAGCAACUACAGUAUAGACAACCCUCCAACAGAACCUCGGAAAGGUAUUUUAGAAAGACGCAGCUCUAAUACAUCUUUGACGCUCAACAUCCAACCGCAAGAACAACAAGAGCCAAGAGACCUCGAAAUUGAUGAAACUUUAAUCGACAGUUCGUUAAAAGAACUGCCUCAUAGAGAUAAGCACCGAAAAUCUUUGAGCACAGAAAACUUAAUUCCCAAGUCAUACAAAAACAGAACGCGGUUACGCUCUUCAGAAAAAUGUGUUGGAUUCGGUUCGCACGACAACUUAUGGUCUACGUCUUAUACAGAACCGGACUACCCUCAAAACUUGACGUAUGUCUGUGGAGAUCAGGAGAAUGAGAUUAUAUACGCUUUUGGAAGACAGGAGGAUCCGAAUUGUCAAGCUGGAUUCACUAGAAACAUAACUACUAAGCCUUUAAGUCCACAAAGCACGUCUGAAGACUUCAGACUGUAUUUAGCCAAUAUGCAGCACAUUCAAAACGCGUCAAGUGUCCUCUCUCGGCAGCAAUUGAGAGAUUUGAAUGACGUCUUCCAAAACGGGUAUUCCAAAGUCAAAUGCCACAGUUCCACUGAAGGGCAGCAUUGCUGUACCAACAAGGUUGAGGAUAUGGCCAAGGAUAACCCCCAAAUGGUGAUACCCGACCUUCCGGUGCAACCUUGCUCGGAAUACCAAAAGAUGUUACUGCGGAAUUUGCACCAGGAGUUCUGGGAUAUGCCGACGAAUUUCCAGGAGAAGCCGAUAGUGUCAGGGUCUCAUCCAAAGAACAGAUAUAAGACGAUCCUGCCCAACGAACAUUCGCGGUUUAUCUUGAGAGGCGACGCGGGUUCCUGUGAGGGAUAUAUCAACGCCAAUUUCAUUAAGGGCCACGAGUACUCCAAAAACAGCUACAUAGCCACGCAGGGGCCGCUCCAGAAUACCAUAUACGACUUCUGGCUCAUGGUGCACCAGAACUGCUGCGACCACGCCUCCGCCGCCGCCUCCGUCCAGAAAAUAGUCAUGCUCACCAACUUCAUCGAGAACAACCGACAGAAGUGCGAAAAAUACUUCCCUCUCGAGCUCAACGAAGAAAUCGUGUUCGAAGGACCAGAAUAUUCCGAAAACGCGUACUUCGAAGAGUGCACAUUGAAAAACAAUUUCUUAAUCAAAAACUGUGGGAUGAUAAAAAAACCCGGGUAUACUAUUAGAAAGUUAGACGUUCGGUACCAAGUGAAAACGAAAAGUGACAGUGAAAGUGUGACGGUGUACCAUUAUUGGUUCCACAAUUGGGCGGAUCAUAAGUGUCCGAAAGACGUGAACGCGCUGUUGAAUUUAAGUCUCGACGUUUUGAAAGACAAUACGUACGAUUUCGAUCAGGACGACGAUCAGAGUGACGAAUUGUGCAAGUGUAACGAUAGUCCGAAGCCGAGCUCUAAGUUUGUAUUUCCUCCGCUAGAAGCUCAAACCUUACCAUGUGAAGUGAAAGUGAGUGUGGACACUCCGUUGGAUUUUUCUGUCGAACAGCAAUCUCCCCCUGCCAUAAUCCAUUGCUCAGCUGGCAUAGGCCGUACGGGAUGCCUCAUCGCGAUCCUGAAUGGUAUUAAACAGUUAACGAACGAACAAAAGGUUGACGUUCUCGGUAUAGUGUGCAACAUGCGUUUGAAUCGAGGCGGGAUGGUUCAGAACUCGGAACAGUAUGAGUUGAUACACAAAGUGCUGUGCCUGUUCGAACAGGCGUGCUUGCCCGACUUAUAGCUAAGUUAGACGUAGGCUUGCUGUGCUGACAUUUUGUAUGACAUCGCUGUUUGGUAAACUGCUCAGAAGUUCAUUAAAAAUCCAGUGUGGGAUAAAAAUGUACUUAUAUUCAGACAAAGAUUGUCUCUAUAAUAUAAAUUCCAAAGACAAAAACUUCAUAGAUAGCCUUGCCUCUGCAACUUGUUUUAUUGGGAUGGCAAUAAAAGUGCUUUCUAUGUGUUGUCAGUGAAAAUUCCUCCAGUGUUAGUGAUGCCAAUGAUUUUAAAAUUUUACUCUUUUAAAUAAUGAUGCUACCAAAAUUAAACUAAACAUAGUUUUCUACCUGAAAAUACCAAUCUUUUGCUAAAUGAAAAUAUACUAAAAUGUCAGCAAAUGAAAAUUAUACCAAAAUGUCAGCAAAUAAAAAUGAUACCAAAAUGUCAGCAAAUGAAAAUUAUACUAAAAUGUCAGCAACAGUAUUUGAUUAACGGUCAGCAAUCAAUGUUUGCUGUUAGAUUUAAUAAACAACUAUGUGGUUUGAAUGAAUGAUUCUAAAAAGGCGAAACAUCGCUCGCACAUUACUGUAAGAAGGGAGAAAGAUAUAUCAGAUUCUUUAUUAGUGUAGGCCAUUUUCAGGGCACUUAUACUCGUCCCAAAUAUAGCUUGCCCUACCACCACUUCGGGACAAAAUAUGGGCUGGUAUUGAGAAGUGGUGGAAGAAACUCAGUCGCCUUCUUAAACCACGUGAAAAUUUUGAAUCUGUUAGUGUACCAUAGAACCACCAACCAAUACAUCUGUCUUUGUCGCACUUGCCGCCAUCUCGCUUUGUGUGAGCGAGAUGCAAAUACGAACUCAUUCAUUGUCAAACCACAUAGUUUCAUAGGGACGUUUGAAAAGACUAUUUAUGUGCACUGUUAAUGAAAUGUUUUGUACUUAUAUUGUUACGACUUAAUUCGGUACUUGUUUGGUUGCUGACUGUAUUCAGUUGACGUUAAAAGUGUGUGCAUGUUUCAAAUAAAGUUCGGUCGCCGAGCACGUAGAAUUUCGUCCAAUGACCCCAAGCUACCUAUCCUUAUCGCUCGCGCGUGUUUAUAUUCCUGUCGCGACUGAGCAACCGGCGGCCACAGUGAGUGUUGAAGCGGGACUUUAAUUCAUUGUUAAUCAUAAAAGUCUGUUAUGUUAUCAAUUAACGGAAUUCAAAAUUUUACGGUGACACAAUAAAAUUCCAUGAAUACAAAAAAAAAAAACAGUAAAUAGUCAUAAUAUUCAACAAUUUACCGCAUUCAUAGAUUGGUUAUGUUUGCAAAGGUUUGGUAGUUCUUGGAGCCAAUACACCAAUGUGUAUCAGUCUUGAAAAGACCUUGUAGUUGU